This is a messenger RNA of Limulus polyphemus (Atlantic horseshoe crab), 2174 nucleotides long. RefSeq names its product exosome complex component RRP4-like (gene Rrp4). Lineage: Eukaryota; Metazoa; Arthropoda; Merostomata; Xiphosura; Limulidae. Gene Ontology annotation, cellular component: cytoplasmic exosome (RNase complex); nuclear exosome (RNase complex). Bases 31 to 909 code for a protein of 292 amino acids. The record is from RefSeq and is a predicted model, not a curated record. The transcript has 8 exons. Gene Ontology annotation, molecular function: RNA binding. Gene Ontology annotation, biological process: U4 snRNA 3'-end processing; exonucleolytic trimming to generate mature 3'-end of 5.8S rRNA from tricistronic rRNA transcript (SSU-rRNA, 5.8S rRNA, LSU-rRNA); TRAMP-dependent tRNA surveillance pathway.
CCUCUUCAGAUAUUAAAGUUUUGCUUUAUCAUGGCGGUGGAAAUUCGAUUGACAUGUGAAAAGCCACGUGAAGAAUUUCAGUUUGAAAGACCAAAACAUCUUGUUACACCAGGAGAUAUAAUUACUAGUGAUACUGGUUUUAUGCGAGGACAUGGGACAUAUGUUGAGGAAGAGAAUCUAGUGGCAUCAGUAGCAGGAAUUGUGGAAAGAGUAAACAAAUUAGUGUCUGUUAGGCCUCUCAAAACCAGGUACAAUGGGGAAAUUGGAGAUGUUGUUGUUGGUCGUAUUACCGAGGUGCAGCAAAGAAGAUGGAAAGUUGAAACAAAUUCCCGCCUAGAUUCUGUGCUUCUUCUUUCUUCUGUAAACUUGCCUGGUGGGGAGUUAAGAAGAAAAACAGCAGAAGAUGAACUUGCAAUGAGGAAGUAUUUAGCAGAAGGGGAUCCUAUAAGUGCUGAAGUGCAGUCUGUUUUCUCAGAUGGCUCGCUCUCUUUGCAUACAAGGAGUUUAAAGUAUGGUAAGUUGUCCCAGGGUACUUUAGUUCUGGUUUCACCAUCACUGAUUAAGCGUCGAAAGACACACUUCCAUAACUUACCCUGUGGAGCUCGUAUUAUCCUUGGCAACAAUGGAUACAUUUGGAUUUCUCCAACUGUAGAUGAAGAUGUCAAUGAAAGUACAGGGGGAUUUAUCCAAAACUUGGAGCUGGUUCCUCUGACUGACCGUGAAACAGUUGCAAGAUUGAGGAAUUGUAUACUUGCUCUUGCUCGUCAUCGAUUGCUACUUUACGAUACCACCAUUUUGUACAGCUACGAAGCUUCUCUCCGACACCAAUGUAAAGAUAUAAUGAAACCUGAGGUUAUGUUGGAAAUUAGUCAGCUUGUACGUCAGCGACUGGAAAUUGAAGGAUUGUAAAGUUCAUUGUUCAACAACUGAAGCUAAGACCAGUAAAUUCUUAAUGGAUAUUACCUAUUGAUUUUUCUUGUAAAUAUAUCUUUUUCAUGAUGGUAUUAUAUUGUUUUAUUCAGAUUUGCAAUAACUUCAAUUAAUGAUUCUAAUUUUUCAUAGGACUUAUUGAUCAAUAUCGAAAAAGAAGUGUAGAAAUUUCAAUUUUUUUAAAACUAAAAUCUUUAAAUCAUUAGUAGUUACUUAAUUUUUGUAGAUGUAAACAAAAUUGGAUGAUCAUUUUGUGGUUUUUUUUUAAUGAUUUUACUAAUAAUUGAUAAGAGAUUUGUUGAUUUGGUUUAUAACAAAUUUUUUUUUGCCAGUCUACUGAAUGUUUCACAUUUGAGAUAAAACUUUAAGAUAUACUAGAAUAAAGAAAAACCGUACUUGUAAUAAAUUUACAUUAUAUUAAUAGGCCAUUCUGUUUUUUAAAUUCAAAUUUCAUUUAAAAUAUCUAUAGUAUAACUAGUAACCUCAGAAGUGACUCGUGACUCAUUCUUAUAUAAAACAGUGAGAAGCAAGAGAGUCGUUAACAGAGUCACCUGAAAACUUUCAGACCAAGAAUAAAGUAACCAAAAAUAUGUUUUCUUGAAUGUAUUGAAGAUCCUGAAAUAGUUGUAAAGUCAUAGAUGAUUAGAAAGUGUGCAUAAAUUAUAGAUCAUGGUCAUUAGUCAAAAUGUUAAACCACUUUAUGCUGAAAUUAUAUAGAUAUUGUUUAGGUUUGAACUGUAAUAAACAAACAAAUAGUGAGUGCCUAAACAUAAAAAAUUAUUACAACUAAACCUGGUAUUACCAAAAUUGUGAAAGAGAUAUUAAUAUCAAAUUCCAAUACUGUCUUAGAUGUUGUUUUUUGUAUGGAACUAACCACCGAAGUCAUGUAAAAAGAAAUAUUUAAACUACCAUGAAUUACAAGAUAAAGCUGUAAACUUUACCUAAAUUUUAGGAUUGAAUUAUUUUUAGUUAAAUUACAUGAAGUAACUACAACUGAAAUUAUGAAGAAUUAGAAUCAAAAUAUAAUUUAUAAGGUAAUACAAUCAGAGGAUGCAGACUUUGAGAGUAUUAUUGCGUACUAAAGUUUAGUCACUUUUAAUACUAUCUUCUACCAAUAGAGUUUAUAAAAUGAAAAUUUUGCCUACAAAUGAUGGCAAAAAAAAUAUUUAGUGUGGAAGUUGUUUCUUGUAAUAGAAUUACCUUAGGGAUAUUUAUAAAUUGUGUGGUACCCACUUUUUCUUUUA